AAUCCUAAAUUAUAAAAUGCAUGCGUAUGAUUAUUGUUGGCAUUGCCACAGGGUGUUACAUGUACAAUUUACUCGCUUACACACUCACAUCCACACACAGAAGUAAACUCAUCAUCAGGGCAAGUUUUGAAGAGCAGUUUUAUCAUCAUGAAGGCAAGUUUUGAAGAGCAGUUUCAUCGAUUGGCUUCAGUGAAAUCACUAACUCGACGCUUUCGAGCGUCUGUAAGGGCGCAGUAAAAGCGCUGAGAUCAUAUUGCGUCGCGGUAGUUGGAGACGGCAGACAUGAAGGGUAUAUAAGAUCUGGCUUUCAUCAUUCUUUCGAUUUAUUUCGGACCUCGAGCAAAGAGUAGUGGAGUUACAGUACUUCGUCCUUCGAUAUAACCAGGCAAAUGCAAUGAUGUUGUUUUAUUGAAUUGACUUGUUCUAGAUAGGGAAACUAUCCAGCAGUUUAGGGAGUUCGGGAGAGUCAUAUCGUAUCAUCUUCAGUUCUCUCAGCAAUCAGACGUCUACUCCUGUGUUUGCGAUGGCUUUACAAGAUGUGUGCGGUUUCCACGACACCCCUGCUUACCCCAGAUGGAACACUCCAGCCUUGCUGUCCUUGCCAGUGGGAGAUACCAUUUUGCACAUUCAGAGGGGAAUCGGAAGCAGCAUGUAUGAUUUUGGAAAAACCAGUGGGAAUGCACUGGAGCUCUAUGUACCGGUAUUGGACUACCUCAGCCAAAGCCCUAUUAAUUUUGGCCAGAUUGCCUCCAACACACUACCAAGCCACCCUCCGCUUUUCCAGUCUCCUACUCCAUUGUCACCCUCCUGUCUUCCUGUGUCCAUUCCUCUGCUCUCCUCACCUGUCCCUCCCAGUCCUUUUGUCCCUUUACCCUUCCCGCUGUCCCACGGCACCACCACACUGGCCUUUGCCUUCCAGGGUGGGGCCAUCGCCGCGGCCGACACCCGAUCCAGCUGCGGUGGCCUCGUCGCCUGCCCCGCCUCGCACAAAGUCCUGCCUGUGCACUCGCACAUGGUGGGCACCACUUCAGGCACAUCUGCCGACUGUGCACUCUGGAAGCGCAUCCUGGCCCGCGAGUGCCGCCUCUACCAGCUGCGCCACCGCCGGCGCCUGACAGUAGGGGGCAGCGCUAAGCUGCUCUCGCACAUGCUGCACCCCUUCAAGGGCACCGAGCUUUGUGUGGCAGCCACCUUGUGCGGCUGGGAUGGCGAGGUUGAAGGGGGUACAGAGGACAAGUUGGCAGCAGAGGGAACCCAGGAUGGAGGAUCUGCCAAUGAGAGCGGCACCUCACCAGCUGCUGCAGCCAGAGUCCCAGCUUGGGCCCCGGGCCCCCGGCUCUGCUACGUGUGCAGCGACGGCACUCUGCUGAAGGGUGGGCUCUUCUCUGUGGGCUCCGGCUCCCCCUACGCUUACUCCGUGCUGGACGCGGGGCAUCGCUGGGAGCUGAGCGUACCGGAGGCGUGCUCCCUGGCCCGGGAGGCCGUGUUCAGGGCCACGCACCGGGACGCAUACUCCGGGAACUGCGUGGACCUCUUCCACAUCACUGCACGUGGCUGGAGACGGCGGGCGAGAGAGGACCUGAAGGAGGAGUACUAUAGAGAGAAGGAGAGAGAGAGGGAGAGGGUGGAGGAGAGAAGGAGGGAGAGGGGGAGAGUGGAGGAGAGAAAAUAG
Messenger RNA from Brienomyrus brachyistius, 1672 nucleotides. Its product is annotated as proteasome subunit beta type-11-like. NCBI's taxonomy places the organism in Eukaryota, Metazoa, Chordata, Actinopteri, Osteoglossiformes, Mormyridae. The transcript has 2 exons. Gene Ontology annotation, cellular component: proteasome core complex. The coding region runs from base 524 to 1672 and encodes 382 amino acids. The record is from RefSeq and is a predicted model, not a curated record.